UUUGAAGAUUUUUUCAAAUUAGCCAAUUUUUUCUAUACCUCCACUGGCAUGGUUUUUGUGAAAACGGAAAAGCUCACCUUGUUUAAAACUCUAUUGGCUUCGUUUAUUUUUUACGCCAGCAUUAUAAAUAUGAAUUAUGUUUUAUGUCUGGAAGUUGUUUAUGUGAUUUUAGCCAUUGUGAAUAAAACUAAAUUCCUAGAAGCCACCAUGACUCUAUCGUAUAUUGGUUUUGUGGUAGUGGGUAAUUUUAAAAUGUUAUUUGUUUGGCGUAAGAAAGCGGAGUUAACCAAACUGCUAAAUAACUUAAAGUACAUAUUCCCCGAGGACACGCAACAGCAAAAGAAUUACAAUCUACACUACUAUUUGUCUCAGUGUACUCGCAUUACUAUAGGAUUUUCGCUCAUCUAUAUGAUUGCCAUUUGGACUUAUAAUCUCUUUACGGUUACACAAUUUCUUAUCUAUGAAAAAUGGUUGCAAAUACGCCAAAUUGAAAAGAUUUUACCUUAUUUUAUGUAUACUCCUUGGGAUUGGUCAGAUCAUUGGUCUUACUAUGUUUUAUAUGUGUCACAAGAUUUUGCUGGUUAUACUUCAGCCGCCGGCCAAAUAUCGGGAGAUUUAUUAUUGAGUAGUUGUGCCACUCAAAUGAUAAUGCAUUAUGAUUUUCUAACCAGAACUAUAGAGGAGUAUAAACCCAAGUUAUUGGAAAAAGGAGUGAAAAGGGAAACUGCCUUCAAACAGGACAUGGAAUUUUUAAUUAAUAUGAUACAAUAUCAUUCCUAUUUGUUGGAUUUAUCCUACCAAAUGAACAAUAUUUUUGGUCUGCCCAUUUUACUUAACUUUAUUGCUUCAUCUUUUGUGAUUUGCUUUCUGGGCUUUCAAAUGACUAUCGGUGCCACGCCGGAGACUUUGUUGAAACUGAGUCUAUUUUUGGCCAUUUCUAUAGCUCAAAUUUAUCUUAUAUGUUAUUAUGGUCAAGAGCUAAUUGAUUCGAGUGUCAAAGUGGCCAAAGCUGUUUAUAAUCAGAACUGGCCCACUGCUGAUGUACGUUAUCAGAAAAUGUUAGUUUUAAUUACUGCGCGAGCUCAAAAACCAGCCCAGCUGAAGGCUACCGAUAUGGUUUUAAUAUCAAGAGAAACCAUGACACAGCUCAUCCAGAUAUCUUAUAAAUUUUUCACUCUACUAAGGACUAUGUAUGUAAAAAAAUAA
Molecule: messenger RNA, 1206 nt
Organism: Lucilia sericata (common green bottle fly)
Lineage: Eukaryota; Metazoa; Arthropoda; Insecta; Diptera; Calliphoridae
Product: odorant receptor 85b-like
Exons: 4
Biological process (GO): sensory perception of smell; detection of chemical stimulus involved in sensory perception of smell
Cellular component (GO): plasma membrane
Molecular function (GO): odorant binding; olfactory receptor activity
Source: RefSeq, a predicted model, not a curated record